This is a messenger RNA of Chiloscyllium plagiosum (whitespotted bambooshark), 4272 nucleotides long. The record is from RefSeq and is a predicted model, not a curated record. NCBI's taxonomy places the organism in Eukaryota, Metazoa, Chordata, Chondrichthyes, Orectolobiformes, Hemiscylliidae.
AGGAGCUGUGCUCUGAAAGCUUGUACUUCCAAAUAAACCUGUUGGACUAUAACCAGAUGUUGUGUGAUUUUUAAAUUUACACAAUAUGUUGCAUUUUAGACCUUCAUCCUUCUGCCUUUGUGAAUAGUGAGAGAUAGUAGCAGUGUUUGCUAGCUGGUUAAUAAUUUGAUAGCCUUUAAACCAGCCCGAAGGUGGAGAGUCUUGUAUAGGAUGGAAGGGUUAUGUAGACACUCACAUAACCCGUGCAAAAAGAAAGAGGGAAGUAUAGGGUGGGGUAAGUAUAUAGCAGACACCCACAACCCCCAGAUGCCAUUAACCAGUUUCAUAUAAAUUGAGAGUAGGUGUUCCUUCUUUGAUAGGCAGAAAGUCAAAGCUAUAUCCGCUGCUCUGAGUUGUUAUCUAAAGAUUAAAAAUGCUCAUUACAGAAAUGAGGGGGCGAGGUUAUUUAGAAUCAACACAGAAGUAGGCAUUAAUGCCAAACAUGCUCAUCUCUUUUUCAUUUCAAUAUCUGUUUGGUCCUUUCUCAUACACUGUUCACUCUGAUGUACUUGUCUAACUUUGUUAUGAGCACCUUCUAUACUACACACCUCAACAAUUCUCUACAUGGUUGAGAGUUUUGUUUUCUGAUCACUCUCUGACUAAAGAAGCUUCACCUGAAUACGUCUUUGGACAUAUUUACCACUCUCCUAUUGACUGCUAGAUUUGAAUAAAAUUAUUCAAAGCCACACCUCUGGCUUCUAUUUUCUAAAGUACUCUGGCUGAUUCAGCCUUUCCCUUUUCUGUAUAAGGGCUUGGUGCUGGUUGCAUCCUGCUGUUGGUGAUUCGUGGCAAUCUACCACAUUACGACAAUCUGCCUUUUUAGCAUAAUUUUCCAUCAGCAGAAUAUGUCUACAUCUAGUUCUCUGUUUAAAAUCUUUAUGGAAACCAAAGAUUUGAAUAAUGGAGAAGAGUAGAUAGAUGCUACUGAGAAUUGGUACAGGUGGCAGUAUGGAAGGGUUUUAUAGGCUCAAUAUCCCAUGCGAAGAGGAGGAGGAAAGGGUAGUGUAGAGGCUGCAUGGCCUCCUGCGCUGUCUGGUUGUAUUUGAGUGCUUCGGGGACUGUCCUCUCUCAUGAAUAAUUGGAUGUAAAUUGUUAGAAUUCUGUGUGCACUGUACUUGUUUCAGACAUAUAUUGGGAGGGUUGCCAGGUACAAAGCUCCAGGCCAGCCCUCCCCAUUCCUCAAGCAAUAUUUAUUUUUUUAAAAAGUGCAUUUCCGUAAUAUUUAAAAAUGCUUUACAGCUGGCCUUUGAAACGUAGUUGCUAAGGAGGAAGCUCGGCAGUCAAUUUAUGCACAGCAUCUCCGGCUAACAGUAAGAUGACAAUGAGCAGGUAAUUUUUUUUUUGCAGUAUUAACGGAGGGUGAAAUAUUGCCUGGGACACUGGGACUGUCUCCCUUGUUCUUCUUUGAAAUAAUGCCGUGGAGUCAUUUGCAUCCAUUUGAGUAGAUGAAUGGGGCGAAGGCACCUUCAGAAGUUCAGCAGUGCACGCUCAGUGCUGCAUGGGACUGUGGAGAAGACGCGGCCCCAUGGAGCCCGGGAUGUUUCAGGUGGAGUUCCCGAACUUUGGCAACAACCUUCUGAGGAAGCUGAACCAGCAGCGGGUGGAGGGCAAGCUCUGCGACAUCACCAUCCACCUGCAGGGCCAGAUGUUCAAGGCCCACCGGGCGGUGCUGGCCGCCUCCUCCCCUUACUUCCACGACCAGGUGCUGCUGAAGAACGCCAGCCGCAUCGUGCUGCCGGGGGUGAUGAGCCCCAAGGCCUUUGAGAACGUGCUGGCCUCCUCCUACACGGGCAAGCUGACUGUCCUGUCGCCCGACAUCGUCAGCUACCUGACGGUGGCCAGCUUCCUGCAGAUGUGGCAUGUGGUGGACAAGUGCACAGAGCUGCUGCGGGAGUGCCAACCCCCGGCGCCGCCCGCCCCUAGCCAGAACCAGUCGCCCAGCAGCAGCAACUACCUCAGCCCCUGGCACGGUCCCGAGCUGCCCGCCAAGUUCGAGAGGCCCGAGGACGACGGCGUCAAGGUGGAGGGCCACUGUCACCCUCACCACCGCCAACACGGGCAGCAGCAGCAGCAACAUGAGGAGGAGGAAGAGGAGGAGGAGGAUGGGGCGGCGGGGGGAGGGGACGACGAUGAUGAGGAGGUAGACGAGGAUGAGGACGACGAUGGGCAGAAAGGCCGGACCUCGCCGCGCCAGGACACCGAGCAGGACAACGUCAUCAGCAACUCGGCCGAGCGGGAGAAGUUCGGAGCAGAGGGCCGGGAGAGUGAGGCCGGGGCAGUGAGCGACGGCGGCGCUGACUGCCCUUACCCGCUGCAGCCCUACAGCCAGCCCAGCAUGGUGCCACACAAGCGCUGGGUCUUGGUGAAGAGUGGCAAGGCGGAGGGUGGCGCGUCUCCAGGCGGCGCGGGGGACGAGGACGAGGAGCGGCACUUUGUGCUGGUGCCACCCAUGGGAAAGAGGGAGCCGGAGGACCCCGGGGUGCACGAGCCGCCUGCCCACUUUGGUGAGCACCUGGGGCCCGAGGAGUAUGACGAGUUUGCCGAGGACCCCAGCUACGACGAGCCGGUCGACUACUACGGAGCAUCGGACGACUUCCACUUUGAGCAGCCGGCAGGGGGCAGCCCUGGGGGUAUGGCCAUGCAGGGCUCUGGGCUGCCUGGCGAGAUCCAGGAGAACGGUGCCUACGGCGUGCUGGGCGAUCCGGGCCCCAGUUCCGGGCAGGCCGGGGCGUCAGCCAGCUCAGACUUCCCCGGCGGCUCCGUCUACAAGCUCUACCCUUGCCAGUGCGGCAAGAGCUUCGCCCACAAGAGCCAGCGGGACCGCCACAUGAGCAUGCACCUCAACGUGAGGCCUUUCGGCUGCCCCAUCUGCAACAAGAAGUUCAAGAUGAAGCACCACCUGAUGGGCCACAUGAAGAUCCACACCGGCCACAAGCCGUACGAGUGCCACUACUGUGGCAAGAAGUUCAUGUGGCGAGACAGCUUCACGCGCCAUCGUAAUGCCUGUGCCAAACUCUACCACGCUGCCACCUCCGUCCCCAUCCCCCUCCCUGACCUCGACGUGCCCUCCGACCUCAGUGUGCCCUCCGACCUCUGACCCAGCUCCUUCCGCUACCCCCACUCUCCGCCCACCAGCUGCCACUCCUCCAACCGAUCGGCAGAGACUCUGGACGAGGGGUGAGAUGGGUGUGGGGUGUGUGGAAGGGGAGGAGACCGGAGGUCGGGGGAGGGGAGAACUACGAGUUGGUACGAUGGAACCAAAGUCGUUGUUAGGUGGGGGUAUAGGGUGGGCGUGGCAAGGACUGAUAAACACAAUCUGGAGCCUGCUGCCAAGUUGUGCUCAACUGGACAUUUCAAACAUGACUGACUUCCAGCUGAGUUGACCCAGCUUUAAACCCACUUACCUUUGAAUCAGGGCAUGCUGACGAUUUUUACAAGAAAUAAGUAUUUAAGUAUAUAUAUAAAACAAAUUAUAUAUAUAUAUAUAUAUAUAUAUAUUUAGAUAUAUGUAUAUUUGUGUGUGUGUGUGUAAAUUGUGUUGCUGCACAUGGAAGUAUUUUUUACGGCCACCUCUGCUUUUUAAUAUUUAUGGCAAUUAAACCUGGGCAGGGUUGGAGAAGCUCCUGGGCACAGCUCCGAUUCUGGGAGAAAGGAGCACCUCCGAAUCCAGUUAGACACGUGUUGACCAUGUCUUGCAUGCUGUAAGGUUGUGGAGUCAAAUCCCCUCCAGAGUGCCUGAGCAGAAACAUCGAGGUUGGUUUAACCAGUGCCAGUGCGGAGACAUUAAACUGAGACAGGGUGCUCAAGAUGGUCUGUCAGAUUGGAGGCAGACUAUCCUUUGCUUUCGGUCUUUCAAAGUAAAAGCUGGUGUGGAGUGGUGGGGGGUGGUGUGAGACUACAGAGGUAAUCAUGGGGGCAGGGGCAAGAUUCCCUCCUCAGCCAUUCUCACUAGAUAUGGAUGAUCUGGUCAUCAUCGCUUUGCUAUUGGUUGGAGCUUGCUGUUAUGCAAACUGACUACACUUCCCUCCAUCACAACAGUGUCUGCACAUCAAGAAGUACAACAGUUGCUGUAAAAAGGACUUUUUAGGGCCUGUGUUUCACCUUUUCAGAAAUGUCACCAUUUUUUCUCCCGCUUUUAAUUUUGUUGUGUUCUUUGCUAUUUUUGUUUUUUUUUUAAAGAAAGUGUGGAAUUUCAACUGCUGUCCCUGUGAAUAAAGAAAGUUUGGUGACUGA